Molecule: messenger RNA, 585 nt
Organism: Fulvia fulva
Lineage: Eukaryota; Fungi; Ascomycota; Dothideomycetes; Mycosphaerellales; Mycosphaerellaceae
Exons: 1
Coding region: 1-585 (194 amino acids)
Source: RefSeq, a predicted model, not a curated record
AUGGGAUUGUUCGGUGCCGGCAUAGACCAGGAAAUCUUCCAGAAAGCCUUACCCUGGGACUUGGGUCGUGAGUUCCACGCUUCACUAGGUGAACGCUCUCAGUACUUCCAAAAAGUCAUCUCACACUUCGGCCACUCGAUGCACGACUUCCUGCGUUACGCGGUCGGAGAGCAGAUCGCAGACCCCAGCUUCCAGUCGAACGAAGUCUCCGAACACGCCCGGGUGCAGGCCGAACGACUGGCACUCGUGGUACAGCCACAUCUCCUUGCGCUGAAGAAGACCAAGCGUAAACAAGACAAGCGUAACCUCAAAUCUUGGCUUCACUAUCUGCAGGAGGCGUUCAAGCAAGCCAGCAUCGUCAGGCAGACGCUCGAGGCAUCGAGUCCUGGCCGGUGCCAGUACAGCUGGCCCGUGGCGGGGCAGAAGAUUGAUGAGUUCCAGCACCGGCCAAACUCCCAGCAUGGAGGAGCAAAGGUUCUCUUCCACACGGUGGUGCCUGGAGUGGUGCGCACUGGGCCAGAGGGAGAGCCGGUGACGAUCUGCAAGGCAGUCAUCGUGCCAGCACCGCCUUUGAAGUCGAAGUAG